AUGUGGUGCCAGGGCUUCAGCGUUCGUUUGAAUCUGAUCGGGGCGAGCAACAUCCUCGCCUUCUCAGAACAUCGAAAUGCAUGUCCGCCAGUCUCUUUAUUAAUUCUUCCGAGUGAAAGACCAUCUCCUCUGCCACAAAUUCAACAUGCGUUUGAAGCUUCUCUGUCUGAAACCUCUGCGCUACUCGCUCGGCGCCAAGAAGAAGUGAAGAAAGUAUUCCAGCGAGGCUGGACUUCUUAUAAGCAAAACGCAUGGCUCAGUGAUGAGCUUGCACCAAUGACCGGAACCUCGAAAGAUACUUUCGGGGGUUGGGGAGCAACGCUCGUUGACAGUUUGGACACUCUUUGGAUCAUGGGAUUGAAAGCUGAAUUCGAAGAAGCCGUCACGGCGGCGGUCUCUAUCGACUUCAACCCAGCAAAAGCGAGUCUAGAGACUAUCAAUGUUUUUGAAACAACAAUCAGAUAUCUGGGGGGAUUCCUCUCGGCUUAUGACCUGACCGAAUGCAAAGAUGCGAGAUUGCUUGAUAAAGCUGUCGAGCUUGGGGAUAUGAUAUAUGCAUCGUUUGAUACGCCAAAUCGGAUGCCUGUAACGCGGUGGAGUCCACAGAAAGCGGUGAAAGGGACAAAUCAAUACCCCGCCAAGGAAGGUAUUAUCGCGGAGGUGGCAUCGUCGAGUAUGGAACUCACACGCUUGUCCCAGCUAACAGGUGACAUGCGGUGGUUCGAUGCCAUCCAGCGCAUAACCAAUGUGUUGGACAAGCAGCAAAACAAAACGAAACUACCAGGUCUAUGGCCUGUAGGAUGCAGUCCUCUUUCUGCUGACUUCACAAAUGAUUCGACCUUCAACCUAGGAGCUAUGGCUGAUUCCGCCUACGAAUACCUUCCGAAAAUGUAUGCAUUGCUUGGUGGGACACAAGCAGCUUUUCAAUAUGGAAGACUAUACCGAAACGCCAUGGACACUGCGAUGCAAUACCUCUUUUUCCGGCCCAUGGUUCCCGAUAAUGCUGACAUUCUCAUCUCCGGUGAAACAAAUGCUCAGGAUCCAUCGUCCGCCUCCCUUGAUGCAGAAGGCCAGCACCUUACUUGUUACCUUGGGGGCACACUAGCACUGGGAGGUCGUCUUCUCUCCAACGAAACCCACAUAGAAAUUGGUCGUAAACUUACUGAUGGAUGUAUUUGGACUUACCAAAAUACUCCCACUGGCCUUAUGCCCGAAAUUUUCCGCAUGGAGGCAUGCAAGUCACCUUUCAACUGCAAAUUCGACUUCAAACAAUGGAUAUCUGACCACGGCUCACAACACAUAGGCUUCACAUUAGUCCGUGACGGACACUAUAGGCUUCGCCCGGAAGCUAUCGAGAGUGUUUUUUACCUCUAUCGUAUCACCGGUGAUCGGAAGCUUCAGGACACCGCGUGGGAGAUGUUCCAAGCAAUUGAGAAGCACACGCAUACGGAUCUAGCGAACGCCUCAUUGAGGGAUGUGAUGCAGCCAGAACUGGGGAACGAGGAUAGUAUGGAGAGUUUUUGGUUUGGAGAAACUCUCAAAUAUUUUUAUUUGAUCUUCAGCGAACCAGACUUGAUCAGUCUGGAUGAAUUUGUGUUUAAUACAGAGGCACAUCCAUUUAGAAUACCCAGACCCUGA
This is a messenger RNA of Paracoccidioides brasiliensis Pb18, 1638 nucleotides long. RefSeq lists its product as uncharacterized. Gene Ontology annotation, cellular component: endoplasmic reticulum; Golgi membrane. The transcript is spliced from 2 exons. The record is from RefSeq and is a predicted model, not a curated record. Gene Ontology annotation, molecular function: calcium ion binding; mannosyl-oligosaccharide 1,2-alpha-mannosidase activity. The coding region runs from base 1 to 1638 and encodes 545 amino acids. Gene Ontology annotation, biological process: N-glycan processing; carbohydrate metabolic process.